AACAUAACUAAGGAGCAAAAGUGAAUACAUGGAUAACGCAGAAGAAAAAAGUGCUAAAAGAAAAAGAGCUGGGAAACGCUUUACAGAUUUCGUUUUCCAUGCAAUAGAUAUAAUGGGCGAUUAAUUGUCGCCUUUAUACUCCGGUGAUUGAUGCGGACUAAUACAUGAUUAGCGCGUGCUUGAUUAUCGCCUUGUGCUCCGCCGCCUCCACCGCUUGACGCCUCCGCGGAAUAGUUGUAGACUUGUAGCUUCGUAUGGUACAGGGAAAUGAGCUCGUAGACUUUGAAUGACACGGUCGAUGAAUGAAAAUACACUACGACAUAUAUGAACAGGAAAAGGCUAAUACACGCCAUUUCCGAACGCGUAUGCUCUGCAAAUCAAUCGCCAUUUUCUUGCGGAGUUGACAAGUUUCUGCAGCCCAGAAGACUCGCCAGACGGCCUAAACCACCAAGGUUUCUGGAUAUUAUCAAAGCUUCAAAGCCAAAUGUCACUGGUAAACGGGGGGCCCAUCUUCGCCUCAUUGAGGAAUUUCUUCAAACGGGUAUCGGUCAGCUGGAUUGGCACCGCUCCGGUGAAGAAAAUUCAAUUGCAUUGCUGUCUAGACUUCACAGACAAGGGUUGAGAACUGACCCAAGUGUUCUAUCAAAUGCUUUGAGUUCAUGUGCGUCUGAAAGAGCUGUUAGUGUAGGAAUUCAAAUUCACUGCUUGGUAAUGGUAAAUGGGUUUCUGUCGAAUGUCUAUGUCGGGAGUUCUUUGAUAACACUGUACGCGAAAUGUGGCGGGGCGGGGGAUGCGUACAAGCUGUUUGAAGAAAUGCCUAUGAAGAACGUGGUGUCGUGGACUGCUGUGAUCCAUGGGUUUUCACUAGAGUUUCAGGUGGAUGAAUGUUUGCAGUUGUACAGGGAAAUGAGGAACUCUGCAUUGAUGCCCAAUGAAUUUACGUUCACAAGCUUGCUUAGUUCAUGCACAGGUAGUGGGUGCUUUGGUCAAGCUAGGAGUGUACAUUGCCAAACAAUUUGUAUGGGUUUGGAUUCUCAUUUGCAUGUUGCAAAUGCACUUAUUGCAAUGUACUGUAAAGGUGGGGAGAUUGAGGAUGCUCAUUAUGUAUUUCAAAAAAUGAAUGGUAAAGAUUUGGUUUCAUGGAACACUAUGAUUGCAGGUUAUGCACAUCAUGGGCUUGCAUCAAAAGCUAUUGAACUUUUUGAACAAAUGAAGGAUCAGAAGGUGAAACCUGAUUCCAUUACUUUUCUUGGGAUUUUAUCUGCUUGCCGUCAUGCAGGAUUAGUCAAACACGGUUGGUUUUAUUUCGAUACAAUGGCUUGUUAUGAUGUGAAGCCAGAGCUAGACCAUUUUUCAUGCAUUGUAGAUCUUCUUGGACGAGCAGGGAGGGUAGAAGAGGCUCGUAAUUUGAUCAAGGAGAUGCCCGUGAAACCUAAUGGUAUAAUAUGGGGUUCACUGCUGAUGUCUAGUAGGCUUCAUGGGAAAGUGGAGGUGGGGAUAGAGGCUGCAGAAAAUAGACUCAUGCUUGAACCAUGGUGCACUGCUACACACUUGCAGUUGGCAAAUCUAUAUGCAAGCAUUGGCUUGUGGGAUCAGGCUGCAAGAGUACGAAAAGCGAUGAAAAAUAAGGGGCUUAAGAGUGACCCAGGGUACAGUUGGAUUGAGAUAAGGAAUGAGGUUCAUUAUUUUAAAGUAGAAGACAGAUCACUUGCCCAAUUGAAUGAGAUUGUUCCUAUUAUGGACCUUUUGGCUGAUCAAAUGAGAGAUAUUGGUGAAGAAGAAAUAGAUUGCUCACUUUGAGCUGCAGUGCCUGACAUAAUGGUACACUAUGACAUAGAUAAGGCUGCGAUGGAUUACUCAUCAAAGAAUUGCACUGGACAUAUUUGCUUAAUGUUAAGAGUCCACAUUGACAAUAUAAGAUAGAAUAUAUGGUUUUAUAAAGUCAUGAGUUAGACUAGCUAAUUGAUUGGUUUCAAUCUUUUAGUGUGAUUUGGCCCUUUUAGGAUAUAACAUAGUAUCAGAGCCAGACAAAACUCUGAUGUACACGCAAGGAAAGUGAAAGCGAGUAUUAAUCUAACAUCUCACCCAGAGCCUAAAAUAGAAGGCCCUUAAUGUGGUGCACUUUUUUUGAAGUUUGGAGAUGAUUAACUUGGAUGUACACAGACUGGGCACCAACUCUAUGGUAGACUGGUAGGUGGUUUCUCACUUUCUGGUACUGUACUGUGAGUUGUUGCAGUCCAGAAUGCAAAGAGCAUGAAGCCCUAGACAAAAUUGGAAAUAGUCAAUGGAGAUUGGUUGAGUUCACCCAAAAAGCCAGGUUAGAUUUCUACUACCAGCAAUCUCCUAGUAAAUACAUUGUGCAUCUGUGGCAACCCGAACUAAGUUGGUCAGGUUGUUAGCCUGGUAAUCAUAAGAUUUCAAGUUCGACUUUCACUGGGAGCGACCUGUUUGUUUUCUUGGUUAUGGGGAACUUAGGCUAGUUUUACCUCAGCUCCUUGUGGUCCUUUGUUGAUCAGAGUCACAAGGCAGGAUUUACCUAAUGUACGCCAUCAGGUAGCAGUUGCAGAUUUUCCUCGUCACCCAAAUACAUUGUACAUCUUCUUUAAAACUUACCACACCGGUGUACCAUCCUUAUUUUAUACUGAAGUAGCAUUUCUUCAACAAAUCUCGAAGGGGUAGCCGAGGUGGGUAGAGUAUGAUUCUCGCACUU
Messenger RNA from Ipomoea nil (Japanese morning glory), 2710 nucleotides. RefSeq names its product pentatricopeptide repeat-containing protein At2g37320. The record is from RefSeq and is a predicted model, not a curated record. The transcript is spliced from 2 exons. Gene Ontology annotation, molecular function: protein binding; RNA binding. The coding region runs from base 325 to 1800 and encodes 491 amino acids. Gene Ontology annotation, biological process: RNA modification. NCBI's taxonomy places the organism in Eukaryota, Viridiplantae, Streptophyta, Magnoliopsida, Solanales, Convolvulaceae.